This is a messenger RNA of Hordeum vulgare subsp. vulgare (domesticated barley), 1839 nucleotides long. RefSeq lists its product as uncharacterized. Gene Ontology annotation, biological process: translation. Gene Ontology annotation, cellular component: ribosome. Gene Ontology annotation, molecular function: structural constituent of ribosome. Bases 80 to 1489 code for a protein of 469 amino acids. The record is from RefSeq and is a predicted model, not a curated record. The transcript has 5 exons. Lineage: Eukaryota; Viridiplantae; Streptophyta; Magnoliopsida; Poales; Poaceae.
UACACCACGUCCAUCGAGGAGGAGGAGGAGGAGGAGGAGGAAGGAGUGAAGCCCCACCUCCCGCCGCGCCGCCGCCGCCAUGGCGCUCCGGCUGAUCAACCCGAGCAGGAAGCCCCUCCUCCACGUGCCCCGCCCCUCCUCCUCCUUCUCCUCCUCGUCCUCCAACAACAACAACCCUCCCUUCCCUCCCCCACCGCCGCCGCCCUCCGACGACCCCGCCGCCUCCGCGCGCCACCAGCCCCCGAACCACGGCGAGGGACCCCAGAAGCCGGCCGCGUCUUCGCUCUUCCUCGACAUCCGCGACCGCCUGAAGUCGUCCCCGGCGUCGCCCCCACCGCGCCGGAUCCCGGCCAACCCGCUCCGCCCCGGCGCGCCGCCCGCGGCCCCUCCCCUCGGCCUCGACGACAUCAAGCGCACCCUCGAGUCCUAUCGCGCCGUCUCCCCCCGCUUAUCCGGCCCCGGCGUGGGCGGCAGAGGCGCCAACCCGUCGUUCCAGGAUUUGCUCAAGAGCAGCGGCGCCAACCAGGCGGGUCGCCCCCAGGGAGGAGCCCCCAACGCCGGCGACGGCAAACCGUUCAGCCUCAGCUUCGCCAACAUCCGCGAGAGCAUCCGCAAGCUCGACCCGCAGCAUGACAGGCAGCGCCAGCCGCCUUUGCGGUUCCUCAACAACACGCCGGAGAACAUCUUCGGGAAGGAGUUGCGCCAGAGGGCCGGGAAGCCGCAUCCCGGGGAGGCGAAGGAUGACGAGGACGACGGCGUUUUGCUCACCAAUCAAUACACCCCCGAAGAUCUUGGCAAGAUGCUCAGGGACCUCCGGCCGGCUGACGCAGGGAAGGACGGGAAGGAGUGGUUCUCUCUCGAGGAGCUGCAGGGUCGGAUCGCCAAGAUCGUGGAGCAGGAGAAGAGCAACCCGGACUCGCGGUUGGGCGGCACCUUUGGUGUUGUCGUGCAGAGCUUAGGGACCCUCGAUAGAGAUCAGAAAGAGCACAAGAAGCAUGUCAGAAGUGUCCAGCAUUGGGCCCUAUUUGCAAAUAUCGGUGGAAAGCCGCUGCCGGAGUACAUGCUGAGCAAUCUUCCGCCGCAGGAAGAGUUGCUAGAGAGGUAUUUCCAUCCUGACCACAUGUCGGGCGAAGAGAAGAUGAAAUUGGAGCUUCAGAAGGUCAGGGAUGAGUUCAAGAUGUCCGAGAAUGACUGUGGUUCCGCACGAGUUCAAAUAGCCCAACUGACACUAAAAAUCAAGCACUUGUCAACUGUUCUACACAAAAAGGACAAGCACUCUCGAAAGGGGCUCCAGGACAUGGUCCAGAGAAGGAAGAAGUACCUCAAGUACCUGCGUAGGACCGACUGGGACUCGUACUGCCUCGUCCUGUCGAAGCUGGGGCUCCGCGACACGCCCGAGUACAAGGCGCCCGACUACAAGAAGACCCAGCCGAGCAAGGCGCAGUCGAAGAAGAGCAAGAGCAAGAGGAAGAGAAAGAUGAAGGCGUAGAGCUCCGCUGCGCGGGGCAGAUGAUGACUCUCCACACUCUUCUCCUUCCCUUUGGCCUUGAGAACUCCGUUGGCGGUAGAAUCCAUCGGGUCGACAGGCACAGAGGCUCCACAUGUCUCGGCCCAGCCCGGUCUUUGCAGUGUUGUAAUUUUUUGAUCCACUUCUUAUGUAAUAACCAGUCGCUUGACAUAGCUGCAUGUUUUCCUUAUUCUGUAGCAACAGAAUGUUUGUUGAUCCGAGGUCUCAGCUCUCCCCCGUCCUGUUAUCAUCAGGCGAAUGGAUUGAGGAACAAACGGGAUAAGUACAAGUUACUUCAUUUUAUCAUAUAUAGGGUGAUUGUGAUGCCUUUU